Messenger RNA from Temnothorax curvispinosus, 639 nucleotides. Its product is annotated as alpha-tocopherol transfer protein-like. The record is from RefSeq and is a predicted model, not a curated record. Gene Ontology annotation, cellular component: membrane. Lineage: Eukaryota; Metazoa; Arthropoda; Insecta; Hymenoptera; Formicidae. Gene Ontology annotation, molecular function: phosphatidylinositol bisphosphate binding. The transcript has 3 exons. The coding region runs from base 97 to 420 and encodes 107 amino acids.
UUGUUCAUAGAUGUGGCCAAUACAACUGUACGUCACAUUGCUCAAUACCGACCCUACAUUUUAAAGCAUUCGGUUUGUUUAUGGCAGAACUAUCCCAUGAGGAUCCAAUUAAUUAACAUGUUUAACGCCCCGUUAAUCUUCAAUAUUACUGCGAGGAUUUUAAGAUCUUUCAUGACUGAGAAGUUGAAAAACAGAUUCAAUGUCUACUCAGACAGUACGAUGCAUAACUGUUUGAAGGAUAUUCCAGCCAACAUCUUGCCCGUCGAAUGUGGCGGCACUGAUGGUACAAUCCAAGAAUUAACAGAAUACUGGAAGAAACUGAUCGAGGAGAAUCGCGACUCGCUUUUGAAUGAGAACGCCUUGCGAAUGAGGAAAAUGACGAAAUCAUUACAAAACUCUAGAAUCAACAAAAAGUACUAGCUCUUUAAACACAUGUAUAGAUGUACUUAUUAUCGUUAUAUAGCUCAGUCUUACAGGUGGACUUUAAAGGCGGUUACGGGGAUCUUGAAAGGCUCAGCAACGCUAGAGGACGUUUGCUUUUAUAGCGAGCUUGAUUUUCUUUUACCAAAUAUAUGUCGCGCUUUGUUGUGUCCUUUACGGGUGUGUUGUAGGGAAAAUAAAUUUUUUCAGUCUUUCUUU